UGUCAAUCGUCAUAACCUACAAAUUUUUACACUUUUCCAUUGUUGGAUGUUUAUUUUUCCAUUUUCCUUUCAAACAUUGUGAAAUAUUUCCAUUUUGAAAAUUCCCGUCACGAUGGACUCUGAAGAAGCGAUAAACGCCGCCGAUUUCUUGCUUAGGGAAAAUAUUUCUGCAAAAGUUAGUACUACCAAAGUUACCACUAAACCCACUGUAGUUAAACAAGAAUUACAAUUCCUUCGAUUACCCGACUCAAUACAGGAACAAAUCUUAGACACUUUAAAGUACAUUCAUGGACCUGAUUUUAAACUUGGUAGUAUUUCUGCCUAUGAAGACACCAAAUCAAACUUGCUUAAGAAAUAUUGGGUUGGGCGAGGUAAUUUGGUGGUUAAGGGGGGUUGUGAUUAUUCCCAAAUUAAGGAGGGAAGUUCAGAGGAAGAGGAAAGGCUUAAGAUGUUUGCCUUAAUGAGACUUCAAAGUUAUGGUUUCCAUGAAAAUCAUUGCAUAGAAGCAUUUCAAUAUUGUGACAACUGUGUUGAAGAUGCUUUAUACUUAUUAUAUACAAAAUAUUUAAAAGUGACAGAAAAAGAGCCUGUAGUACAUGAUUUGACUGAUAUAGAUUUAACUGAUAUGCGAAUAGAUGAGAAAAGCUCUCUAGAAUCAAUUUAUGAAUCUGCAUUUAGUGAGAAAGUUGAGGGAGUCUGGAUAAUUAACUUGAAAAUCGAUUAUUUAUUUAACAUGUUUCAUAAGAAAGCACAACCAAAAAAAAUCAUCCAACCUGAUAAAAAACCAAAGGAAAAGUGUAAAAAUUUCUUAAGGGGUCAACCAUGCAAAUUCGGGAACAAAUGUCGCUUUUCACAUGAGCCAUUGCCAGUGGAAAAUACCGACAAUAACCAUUUAACAUCGCACUAUUUCGAACUGGAGUUUCGCUUUCCCAAACGUUCGAAAUACCCCUACGAACCCCCGUUAAUUUUCUUAAAAAGUGACGUAUGUCUUCCACCACUAAUGUCACUCCACAUAUGCAAAAAACUCUAUCAGGAAGCGGAAAUCCUCGCUCUAGACGGCAUCCCGAGCGUUUACAGCGUCACAGAACUUUUAAAAAACGAACAAGAAAUGACCGAACAUCUCAAGGGCGACAUCGAGUUUAUUGACUACAGGCAAAAGUUGUUUUCCGGUGAGAAAAUCUUGGAAAAUCGCAAACUAUUGCCAAAACAUUAUCGCAAAGGUGUUACGAACAGGGAUAAAAAAAAACAAAUGACUUCCGAGGAAAUCCGGAUCGAAGACGAGCGGAUCAUCAGAGCUUUCGAGAAACGGAAAUCCGAUUUAAGUUACAAGGUGAUGCUGAAAGCGAGACAGAAUCUUCCGGCGUGGACUUUGAAAAAUGACAUUUUAAACACCAUCAGGCAAUUCCAGGUGGUGGUGAUCAGUGGGGAGACAGGAUGCGGUAAAAGCACCCAAGUACCCCAGUUUAUUUUGGACGAGUGGAUUUCUGCUGCCGACUAUCGACAUUUGGAAAUUGUGUGUACGCAGCCCAGGAGGAUAUCUGCCAUUGGGGUAGCUGAAAGAGUUGCCGAAGAAAGAAUCGAACGAAUCGGGGCGAGCGUGGGCUACCAAAUAAGACUCGAAAGUAAAAUAUCUGCCAGUACAAGGCUGACAUUUUGCACCACCGGUAUCUUAUUGCGUAGAUUAGAAGGAGAACCCUCGCUGCCAAACGUAACUCACAUUAUCGUGGAUGAAGUCCACGAAAGAAGCGAAGAAAGUGAUUUUCUUCUACUAAUCCUAAAAGAGCUCCUACCACUCAGACCGGACCUGAAAGUGAUACUUAUGAGUGCCACUUUGAACGCCAACUUGUUUUCGCAGUAUUUCGGGGAAAUACCGGUCAUCAGUAUUCCCGGUAGGACUUUUCCCGUGGAACAAUAUUUCCUGGAAGAUAUAUUGGAGGAAACUGGUUAUGUACUGGAAGACGGGUCGGAGUAUUGCAGGAAAAUAAAAAACGAUCAGGAAUACGUCGAGGCGAUGAUGGCCGAGUAUGAUUUGUCCGUUGAUAAACCCCGGGAUAAUAUUAAAGACGAAAAUUUAUCGGUGCGACAAAUGAUGGCCAGAUACGAAGGUUUUAGCAUACGUACAUGUAAAAACCUCUUUCUAAUGGACAGCGAUAAAAUCAAUAAUGAUUUAAUAGAAAACGUUUUAAUGUGGAUUGUUUCCGGAAAACAUAAUUAUCCUAAAACUGGGACCAUUUUAAUAUUUUUACCUGGUAUCGGGGAGAUAACCGCCCUCUAUGAUCAAUUGGUGGUACACGAAGAGUUUGGAAAGCGUAAAGGGAAAUAUAUAAUUCUUCCUUUACACUCGUCGUUGACUAGUGAAGAGCAAGCUGCGAUUUUUAGAAAACCGAGAAACAAAGAACGAAAAAUCGUAAUCUCGACCAACCUGGCGGAAACCUCGGUAACAAUCGACGACUGCGUGUUCGUCAUCGAUUCCGGUAAAAUGAAAGAGAAACAUUUCGACUCGAACCGGAACAUGGAGAGUCUGGAAACCGUGUGGGUGACGCAGGCGAACGCGUUGCAGAGAAAAGGAAGAGCGGGUCGCGUCAUGCCCGGAGUCUGCGUCCAUUUGUACACGCGGCAUCGGUUCAAGCACUAUUUCCUGCACCAACCGAUACCGGAGAUCCAUCGGAUCCCUUUGGAACAACUCGUCUUGAACAUUAAGGUUUUGCCAGGGUUUUAUGAGAGGGAUGUUUGUGAUGUUUUAGGUUCCUUCAUAGAACCACCCACGGUCGAAAACAUUUUGUCGGCAAUAAAACGACUGGAGAGUGUGGGAGCGUUGGAUAAAGAGGAAAAUUUAACGCCACUGGGGCACCAUUUGGCCGCGUUGCCGGUAGACGUGCGAAUCGGCAAAUUGAUGCUCUACGGGUCGAUGUUCGGUUGCGUAGAUGCCGCCUUGACGAUGGCCGCAUGUUUGAGUUAUAAAAGUCCGUUCGUAUCGCCGUUCGGUAAAAGGGAUCAAGCGAAUGCCAAGAAAUUGUCCUUUUCCGCUGGGUUUAGCGAUCAAGUUACGGCAUUGAUAGCUUAUAGGAAAUAUUUGAGUUUAGCCAAAAAAAGCGCGGCGGCAGCCCGCAAUUUCGCCAACGAGAACUACCUCUCCUACAAAACCCUACAAACCAUAGCGGACAUAAAAUAUCAAUUUCUAGAACUAUUAGUGGAUAUCGGCUUCGUACCGGUUAACUUAACCGGAAAACGUAGAAGAACCGGCGACGAUGUCGUUACGGAUGUGACCGGAUCAGACUUUAACGUAAACGGCGAAAAUGUGCGAUUAUUAGCCUCGAUUUUAUGUGCCGCCCUCUAUCCGAACAUCGUGAAAAUCCUGACGCCCUCAAAAACGUUCAUUCAGAGCGCGGUGGGGGCCGUACCGAAGGAAAACGAGGCGAAAGACAUCAGGUUUGCUACACCAAAAGAAAUGGUUUUUAUGCAUCCCAGUUCGGUAAACUACACAAUAAAAAGUUUUCCCAGUCCGUACAUGGUUUACCAAGAAAAGGUGCGCACCAGUAAGAUUUUCUUUAGGGAUUGUACCAUGGUACCAAUUGUUCCUUUGGUCUUAUUCUCUGGAGAUUUGGAUAUUGUUGUGCAGAACGGUAGUACUUUUUUGACGUUGGAAGACGGUUGGAUUCUGUUUCAAGUUGAAGAACAUAAGGUUGCUGAAAUGAUAAAGAUGAUUCGCAUCGAGCUUUAUAACUUAUUAGAAGAAAAGAUCAGGGAUCCUCUGUUAAAUUUACUGCACAACGACCACGGCGAACGGGUCAUCUCGGCCAUUUUAAAAUUGGUCAAUUUGUGAUAACGAUGAUUGAAAACAAAAAUAGAGAAAGUUUGUAUAAUUUGUACAUAUUAUUUAGAUCACUUGUUAAGUUUAACGUGUUUUAUGGUUGUUUAUUAAUAAAUCCAUAUUUUUGUACAACAUUAAA
Molecule: messenger RNA, 3950 nt
Organism: Anthonomus grandis grandis
Lineage: Eukaryota; Metazoa; Arthropoda; Insecta; Coleoptera; Curculionidae
Product: putative ATP-dependent RNA helicase DHX57
Exons: 13
Coding region: 113-3823 (1236 amino acids)
Cellular component (GO): intracellular anatomical structure
Molecular function (GO): metal ion binding; ATP binding; RNA binding
Source: RefSeq, a predicted model, not a curated record